Messenger RNA from Gongylonema pulchrum, 393 nucleotides. NCBI's taxonomy places the organism in Eukaryota, Metazoa, Nematoda, Chromadorea, Rhabditida, Gongylonematidae. The record is from the annotation of a GenBank genome assembly.
AUGGAAAUGAAUGAUUCGCAGUGUAUGGAGGAAGGAUUGGCAAUGGACGAUGAGCAUGUGUAUGCGAAUGUACAGGAGAUGGAGGAGGAAAGUCGGCGCCGUGAGCAGCCACCCAUUCCGGAACCCAUGCAGCAGCCCGUUCGUGAUGUCGGUGGCGGAUGGCCGUAUUUCUAUAAUCCGGAAACAUUGGAUUGCCAGUGGAAGCCACCACGUUUCCUGAAGCCACCUUCGGAUGUCGCUGCUGCUCUGAAUGGCCUGAACAGCCAUCAUCAUCAUCGGCAUAAACCGAUCUAUACUGGCAAUGAACCGCUCAGCGGUGAUUCUAUAUCAGCAUCAUGCUCCGAAUCGUUUUCAACAAUCUCAGCGGUUUGUUUUGUGAGUAUUCUUUUUUAA